Messenger RNA from Xiphias gladius (swordfish), 2937 nucleotides. Its product is annotated as terminal nucleotidyltransferase 5A-like. The record is from RefSeq and is a predicted model, not a curated record. NCBI's taxonomy places the organism in Eukaryota, Metazoa, Chordata, Actinopteri, Istiophoriformes, Xiphiidae. Gene Ontology annotation, molecular function: poly(A) RNA polymerase activity; RNA binding. The transcript has 2 exons. Bases 657 to 1898 code for a protein of 413 amino acids. Gene Ontology annotation, biological process: mRNA stabilization.
GACCUCUGGGGCCACCACGCAGUAUCAACCAGCGGCAAAACGGCCAAAAUGUAAAGGAUAAGCAGCCAUACACCACUUAAUGAAAGUAGGUGUGCAUUGGAAAACUGUGGCAGUCUUACAAGGACACGUAGAGUUGGUGUUACGCGGGGACGCGCAAUAAGCCGUGCGUAAAAGUGAGCCAGAGAGGACAGAAGUAAAGAAAUUCUGCGGUGGCUCAAGCGUUUCUCCGGAUGCGAUGGAUGCGUCAGUGAGCCUCUGGGACGUAAUGAAAAGCUGAAGCUGCGAGGAGCAAUCGCUUCGACUUGAACAGUUGGCGUCUUCUCUCCACGGUUGGGCGACAGAGCCGGAGCCGGAGCCGAGCGCGCAGCGGGGCAGCAGACGCUGGACAGUGACUAAGCCUUUACGACCUGGGAAGCUCAUGAAUUGAAUUUGUCUGGAGUGCAGACUGUAAGAAGUAGGACAAGCAUAACACCGCCCGACUAGUUCUUUCCGCCAUGCGUAGAGACGCGUUGUCGUCCAGAAUAGUGAUGUUAUGAUAGAGCUCGUUUCCCAACGGGUCAGUUCUACAGAAAGCUGCAGCUAGCUGAUGCCACUGCUCGGACGGGAGUUAGUGGAAAGUUUUGUCGUUUACAUCCCCCUGUCUACCUCUGAUCAACAUGGACGAGAGUGUUGAGUCUGCCGCGGCCGACAGCUGCUCGGACGGGGAGAGCAUCAACCUCAGCGUGCUCAACUGGCAGCAAGUGCAGCGGCUGGACGCCAUCCUCACCGGCUCCAUCCCCAUCCACGGCCGCUGGAGCUUCCCUACGCUGGAGGUGAAGCCGCGGGAUAUCGUGAAGGUGGUCCGGAGCCGCAUGGAGGAGAAGCGGAUACAUGUCCGGGAGGUGCGCCUCAACGGCUCCGCGGCCAGCUACGUCCUGCAUGAGGACAGCGGUCUGGGAUGGAAAGAUCUGGACUUGAUAUUCUGCGCCGAGCUGAAGGGAGAGAUCGAGUUUCAGAUAGUGAAAGAUAUAGUCCUGGACUCACUUCUAGACUUCUUGCCCGAGGGAGUGAAUAAAGAAAAGAUCACACCAGUGACCUUAAAGGAGGCUUAUGUGCAAAAGAUGGUGAAGGUGUGUAAUGACUCUGACCGCUGGAGUCUCAUCUCCCUCUCCAACAACCGGGGUAAAAAUGUGGAGCUAAAGUUUGUGGACUCUCUUCGACGGCAGUUUGAGUUCAGCGUGGACUCCUUCCAGAUCCGCCUGGACUCACUUCUCCUCUUCUACGAGUGCUCAGAGCACCCAAUGGCUGCCACUUUCCACCCCACGAUCCUCGGGGAGAGUGUCUACGGUGACUUCCCCACCGCCCUCGAUCACCUGCGCAAGCGCCUCAUCUGCACACGGAGUCCUGAGGAGAUCCGAGGAGGGGGCUUGCUGAAGUACUGCCACCUCCUGGUGCGGGGUUUCCGUGCAGCUUCGGACGCUGAGAUGAAACUGCUGCAGCGCUACAUGUGCUCACGCUUCUUCAUAGACUUUCCUGAUGUGAGCGAGCAGAGGAGAAAGCUGGAGUCCUAUCUGCAGAACCACUUUGUAGACCUGGAGGACAGGAAGUAUGACUAUUUGGCCACGCUGUAUGACGUGGUGCAGGAGAGCACAGUGUGCCUGAUGGGCCACGAGAGGCGCCAGACACUCAGCCUCAUCUCAUCACUGGCACUGCGGGUCCUGGCUGAGCAGAACGCCAUUCCUAAUGCUGCCAACGUCACCUGCUUCUACCAGCCGGCCCCCUAUGUCUCAGAUGGCAACUUCAGCAACUAUUACGUAGCACAAGUUCAGCCUGUCUACUCCUGUCCUCCCUCGCCUCCUCAGCAGUACCUUACUCCUCCGCAGCAUCCGAUGUAUGCCACCUGGUUGCCCUGUAACUAAACCUUAUGUACAUACAUGCAAUUUGCGUAACUGGUGGAACACAUGCCCACUUAAAAGGGAUGAAUGAUGAUCCUUUUAUCUUCUCCGUGAGAUGGGAAAUUUAGGGAAACGAGAAAGGAAAUUCAGGAGACAAAAUUAGACAAAGAGUGCAGAUAAAAUAAGAGAAUAAGGCAAGGAAGGGAAAUGAGGACAAGGAACCUGGAUCAAGGCAGAGGGCCAGAGAGAGGCUUUUCCUGAGGGUAGGGUGCCACAGCAUGGAAGAGCUGAGCACACAGGGACAGAUGCCAAUGAGAGACGCUGACCCAUCAGUUUUACGGUUCUUCCAUCAGGGCCAAGAUCGAUUCGGUAGAGCAAACCACAAGUCGAGCUCAGCCUCGGAGUCAUCAACAGCCUGGACGUGAUGAUAUUUUCCUCCUGUGUUGUGAGUUACGGCUCACAGGAACUCAAAUUUCAAACGUUGAACUUGUAUAAUAUCCAUAUCCUCUUGACAUUACAAAGCAAAACAGACACUCACAUUCAGCACAGCCACGGAGAUGAACUUAAGACACACGAUGUGAUGAAGAUAUAGAUUCAUGGUCAGACAACAGCAACAACCCUUCAACCUUUUACAUGUGGUCUGUUGUGUGUGUGAGUGGGGUAGGGGGUGGGGGAUCUGAAAUUUGGGAUUUGUUUACAAAUCCACAGAUUUACUUUGAUACUCAAGUUUAUCUGAACUCUGAAAAAAAAGAAACAACAAAACAAUGCAUGCUUUAUUUCUGUACAGGAAUAAUUUUCUUUAAGUGCCUAGAUAAAGCCUAAAGGGAAGAGAUAUUUUUGUGAUUCUUUAUUGUAGAGAACUGUUGAGUUGUCUCAUUGACAUUUUCAAGGUGAUAAUGAAUGUACUGAGGAUCAGAUAGUUUACCAAUGCUGAGUAAGGUCUCUUACACUGAGGGAGCUAUAGGACCAACUUUUGGCAAUGUUUAGUAAAGACUGCUCUUAUCUGCAGUCCUGCUGGACGAAUGCACAUCCUGAUUACGAAAGAGGAAGUAACAUCAUAAUC